AAAAAUGAUUUUAAAAUAGUUUUUAAAAAGAUCAUAAUUAAAAAUGGUUAAUAUUUUCGUUUGAUAUUUCUAAGCGUCUCAGAUGCCGCUGAAAGUCAAGGUUGUUGACUAGCGAAGGUUUGACAUGUUUGUUAAAUGAGUAAUGAGACAUUCUAGCACAUAGCAAUGGCUUUUUCGUUUCGUAAAGUGAAUGGUCUGGUUCGGAAGUUGGCCUAUGCUGGGCUGGCAGUUGGAGGCGGCACGGCAGUAUGGAGCUAUAUCAACUCACAGAACCAGGACAUGACUGUACACGCGGCUGAUGAAGCCCAAGAUAAAUACGCCUGGGCCCCUCUACCUACUAGGGAGCAACAGCUGAAGUCCUUGGCAACGGAGGAGUUUGACAUACUUGUGAUAGGGGGUGGAGCCACUGGAGCUGGUGUGGCUCUUGACUCUGUCAGCAGAGGUAUGAAAACUGCCAUGGUGGAGAUGUAUGAUUUCGGAUCCGGCACAUCAAGCAGAAGUACGAAACUCAUCCAUGGCGGAGUGAGAUACUUGCAGAAGGCAGUGUUUAACCUUGAUUAUGAGCAGUACCGAAUGGUGAAGGAGGCAUUAGAAGAGAGGGCCAACUUGAUAGAGAUAGCCCCCCACCUUGCCUAUCCAUUCCCAAUCAUGCUGCCUGUGUAUAAAUACUGGCAGGUUCCGUAUUACUGGGCAGGGAUCAAGAUGUACGACCUUGUUGCUGGGAAACAGCGACUAAAACCCAGCUACUUCCUGUCCAAGAAGAAGGCAUUGGAACUAUUCCCAAUGCUGAAGAGAGACCAACUGGUUGGUGCCUUGGUGUACUAUGACGGUCAGCAUGAUGACGCGCGUAUGAACAUUUCCAUAGCCAUAUCCACUGCCAGAUUUGGGGGCACCAUAGCUAACUACACACAGGUGGUGGCCCUUCACCGAAGCAAGGACCAGCAGGGAAAUGUUGUGGUCACCGGUGCAAGGGUCAAGGACAGACUCACAGGGAAAGAGUUUGAUGUGAAGGCCAAGUGUGUCGUCAACGCCACUGGUCCCUACACUGACUCUAUACGCACGAUGGGUAAACCCGAGACCAAGAAGAUCUGCCAGCCCAGUUCUGGGACACAUGUGGUUUUACCAGAUUACUACAGCCCAACAAACAUGGGUCUACUGGACCCGGCCACCAGCGAUGGUCGUGUCAUCUUCUUCCUGCCAUGGCAGAACGUCACCAUUGCAGGGACUACAGACACUGCAUGCGAGAUCACAUUUGCGCCAGCCCCAUCUGAAAAGGAGAUCCAGUUCAUUCUGAGUGAGGUGCGAAACUACCUACAUCCCGAUGUGGAAGUUCGCCGCGGUGAUGUACUGUCAGCCUGGUGUGGCAUCCGUCCUCUGGUUUCCGAUCCCAACAAGUCUGACACCCAGUCCAUAGCCAGGAAUCACAUCAUCGAGGUCUCACAGGACAAACUGAUUACUAUAGCAGGUGGUAAAUGGACCACCUACCGCCACAUGGCGGAGGAGACAGUUGACCGGGCAGUGAAGGAGUGCGGGCUCAAGCCUGCGUCAGGCUGCCGGACCAAGGGUCUACUCCUGGACGGGGCCCACGGCUGGUCUCCCACCAUGUUCAUCAGGCUCGUGCAGGACUUUGGGCUCGAGAAGGAGGUUGCGCAACAUCUAGCCAGCACAUAUGGUGACAAGGCAUUCAAAGUGGCCAAGAUGGCCAAACUGACGGGUAAACGGUGGCCGGUAGUGGGAAAGCGUCUCCAUGAAGAGUAUCCAUACUUGGAGGCAGAGGUAAUAUAUGCAAUUCGUGAGUAUGCGUGCACCGCCAUUGAUGUUAUCGCCCGUCGCACCCGCCUGGCAUUCUGUAACGUGCAUGCUGCUGAGGAGGCCCUGCCCAGGAUCGUUGAAAUCAUGGCGGAGGAAUUCAAGUGGAACAAACAGAAACAGGAGGAAGAGAUGCAGCGAGCCAAGAACUUCCUCCGCAAAGAGAUGGGCCUGGACCUAGGCCGCAUGAAACUGGAUGAGCCAGUGAACCUGACCAAAACCGAGAUCAACGACUACAUACAGAGGUUCAGGUCCCUUGACAAGGAGAACAAGGGAUACAUCACAGUCAAUGAUCUGAGGAGAUACUUCAAGAAUAUCGGAGAGCGUGUAUCAGAGGACCAGCUCCAUGACAUGCUGAGUGAGGUAGAUGUGAACAAGAAUGCCCAGGUGGACCUUGGGGAGUUCCUACAGAUCAUUGACUUCCUAAAGACUCACCAUUUUGAGCACAAAGAUCACACUUUUCCUGGCAAAAAACACAGACAGGUUGCAGCCGGAUUUUUCAAGAAAAUAAACUAGCAUAAAACAGUUGAUGAACGCUCUGAAGAUUGGAAGUCUUACCAACUCUAGAUUCGCUAAGGCUGCUGAGUUGGCAAGCACAGAGAAAAUAACAGUGGAACGCAGUGGGGGUGGCGUUUAAUAUAACUUUUGUUAUGUGUAUACUUGUUAGAUCUAUUUCUUUUACAGUUCAUUGACUUUUUUUUACAUUAUCAGAAGACUGUUUUACACCAUCUGAUUGUUACGUGUCAAUAUCAUCAACUGUGUAAACAUUUAAUUUUAUUCUGUAUAUGAUGAUAUUACAUUGCUAGGUUUGCUCUAUGAUUGUUGAUUAUUGUGCUUUUCUUAAAUUUAUUCAUUCAAUAAUAUACAUUUAAUUGUGUUUUUUACAGACAAAAGGCAACUGCUAUACUCAAUAUUGUAAAGGAAAUAAUAUGAAGGCAGUGUAUGCUGAAUUUAAAAAGAGUAUGGAUUGUUUAGUGCUGAAUGAUUGUUGUUUUCUCUGUUAAUUAUAGUUAAUUCAAUAAUAGUCCUUAAAAUAAGCUAUGUCAAUUGUUUUGUGUGUUUUUUUUACAGAAAAAAGGGUUAACUGUUAUCUCUAUUUUUGUUUUUGUAUGUAAAUUGUUGUUGUUGUUAUGAAUUUUAAGUGCUAUCCACAUGCAUCACAUUAGUGUAUGAUUUGUUUUGGUUUUACGUAUCACUGUGUGUUCUAUUUUGUUUUCGAACCACAACGUGUCUGUUAAAUAUAAUUUGCUAUGAAGUACAGAAAAUGCUUUUGAAGGAAAUUGAUUUGAAAAAAAAUAUUGAUCAGAUAUGGUUCGAAAAAGUAAAGCUUGGAAAUGAUACAAGAUAUUCUUUAGGACAUAUUCAAAUCAAAUCAUGGUCAUGCUUUCAUACAGGUUUACAAAAUGAAGCAAAGGAGUUGUUUGUUUUUGAUUUGUUUAAAAACAAGUAUUCAUAGAGGGCAUUGAUUUUUGCUUAUUUAAUAUUACACAUAAUGAAGGGAGUAUAUAUUCUUUAAUUGUCUAUGAAAAUGAGAUAUGAUCAGUUGCGUUAAUAGUUUUGUAAUGAAACACACAUCACUAUGCGUAAGAAUGUAAGACAAAUGAAACUUUGAUGCAUGAGCGUUAUAUUAUGUAGAUCAACAUUUAUUAGGUUGAACAGAAAUAUAAAACAAAUAUAAGAAUCUGUAAAUAAAUGAUCAAUUUUUCUUAAAGUUCUCUAUGAGUAUAAGCUAUACAUGUACAUGACAUUAUUAUUAUAUUUUAAAAGUAGCCCUCAGUAUGCUAGAAAAAAAACUUUUCCUUAGCCGCUCUUUAAAUCUAUCCCUGUAGAAAGGAUCAAAACUGUGUCUUAAAGGUACUUGGCAUUUCUUAAAUUCAAAGAUAAUUUUCAUAUAAGGUCUAUAACUUUCACUCUGCAGAUCUUUUUAUAACAAGUUUUGAAUUUUGUGCACGCAAUAUGCAGUGCAAUAGAGAAUAAUUGUUCUCAAUGAAGUGUCUUUGGUGACAAACUCAUUGUAUGGAAUUCCUAAGUUGUUGUUAUGUGUUUUAAGUAACAUUCGCAAUAGACUAGUAUUACUGUAGUCCAUUUCUAUCUGUGAAUUAUUUGUGUUUCCCUGUGUAAUGUGUUAAUGUAUUUUUAUUCAGAUUGUCUCGGUCUUUUCUUUCCCAUAAGUUUCCAUUUUCGGGUAUAUUUAUGAUUAUUUACAUAAUUAUUUGAAUUAUAUACAAUCUCAAGACUUUAACAAGUUCUGAAGCCUUAUUGGCAGAUUUUUCUCCCUUACCAUUGUUCUAAAUCGAGGCCUUGAACUCAUUUUAACAUCAAAUUGGCCCUUUGGUAAGCCAGAUUUAGUCAUUACGUUUAUCAUCAUUGCUUCCAUUGCUUCUUUCUAAAGCACUAUAAUACUCACACAUUUUGUUGCUUAUGACCAUUCCAAAUCCUCCAGUAUCAAUACAACUUUUUUUAAUGUAACCUAAUUUUGUCUAUAAAUACAGUCAGACACUACAUUGUUGUAAACUAGAUAUCACAUUUAGCUCCACUUUUUUUUAUCUAGAUGGCUUUCUACAAAACUUGAAUACUUACUUAGUCGUUUCUUUUAGCCAUUCUCGAAUCAUAUUAACUCGUCAAACCUUAAUCAUGGCAAAAUUUUAACUUUACAUGGGCCGUUUUCAAACUUGAUUUAACACUUUUUUCGAGCACCAAUACUGAUGUCUAUAACACUUGAAUACCUGCCCACUGUCUGUUUAUGACCAUUCCCUAUCCAACCAUAUAAAUAAACAGCUUUUUUACAUUUGCAAGAUUUAAGUUCACAUUUAAAUCGGCAAUUAAUCUUGGUUUUGUACAUUUUGUCUUAAAACAGUAAACUUUUUACAAUCUUAAUAUACUUUCCAGAUUGAUUUUUAUGGCCAUUCCCAAUCCAUGCAUUUCACCGAAUCUAACAAUUACUUAAACAUAAUUGUAACUUGAAAUAUGCCAUUGGAAAACAAUUAACAUUUAAUUGUGUUAUCUGGCACAUUGACUACUUUCUACAAAACUUGUAUACACAAGCCUUUGCUGCUAUUGUCCGUUUUAACUCUUCUCUGAUAAAAUCUACUAUAAUAAAAGUGUCGUUUUUUUACCUAGACCGAAUUUUGAGCAUCUAAGUGGACAAUAAAUUGUCUUAACCUUAGUUUACCAUUUCAUCUUGCACCAAGACUGCACACUACAAAACAUAUAUAAACUGUACCACAGUUGUUACUUAUGGCAACGAAUAACCCAAUCAUUUCUACUUUGUUCUACUUUGACCUUAACAUUGUAGCUAAUAAUAUUAGAACAUGACAAUUUGAUUAUGUUUGUUUUUCAGCAAAACACGGUAUUUACAAUGAAUUAUCAAAAUGUUUUAACAAAUUCCCUUCAUCAUUAAAUACCUCAAUUCAAGAACCUGCUAUCACAUAAAAGUUUACAAUGAACAUACAUUUUCUCAAUAUCUUGUUUGUAAUACUAGUAAAUUUACUUGUAUUAUUAAUAAAAUCACAUGAUA
Dreissena polymorpha is the source of this 5326-nucleotide messenger RNA. RefSeq names its product glycerol-3-phosphate dehydrogenase, mitochondrial-like. Gene Ontology annotation, molecular function: glycerol-3-phosphate dehydrogenase (quinone) activity; calcium ion binding. The transcript has 18 exons. Bases 166 to 2325 code for a protein of 719 amino acids. Gene Ontology annotation, cellular component: glycerol-3-phosphate dehydrogenase (FAD) complex; mitochondrion. NCBI's taxonomy places the organism in Eukaryota, Metazoa, Mollusca, Bivalvia, Myida, Dreissenidae. Gene Ontology annotation, biological process: glycerol-3-phosphate metabolic process. The record is from RefSeq and is a predicted model, not a curated record.